This is a messenger RNA of Diabrotica balteata, 576 nucleotides long. The record is from the annotation of a GenBank genome assembly. Lineage: Eukaryota; Metazoa; Arthropoda; Insecta; Coleoptera; Chrysomelidae.
AUGGAUAUUAUGGAAGGUAAAGUUAAACUUAAGAAAGAGUAUGACCAAAAUGAUAUAGAGCUAUCCACAUCAGCAGAUCUAGAAGAUUUGAAAAAUGAAACAGGGGAAGAUUACCCAGUUUCUUUAGAUAUGGAAGGUAAAGUGGAAAUUAAGAAAGAAUUUGAAGAGUCUGACCAAAAUGAUAAAGAGCUAUCCACAUCAAUAGAUCUGGAAGAUUUAAAAAAUGAUACAGGGGAAGAUUACCCAGAUUUGCCGGAUAGGCAAUACUCUACUCCUACUCAGUCUCAUCUGAAUAUGGAUAUUAUGGAAGGUAAAGUUGAACUUAAGAAAGAGUAUGACCAAAAUGAUCUAGAGCUAUCCACAUCAGCAGAUCUAGAAGAUUUGAAAAAUGAAACAGGCGAAGAUUACCCAGUUUCUUUAGCUAUGGAAGGUAAAGUGGAAAUUAAGAAAGAAUUUGAAGAGUUUGACCAAAAUGAUAAAGAGCUAUCCUCAUCAAUAGAUGUGGAAGAUUUAAAAAAUGACCCAGGGGAAGAUUACCCAGGUGCACAAAAGUCCACAGCAAAUUGGACAGUUUGA